This is a messenger RNA of Notolabrus celidotus (New Zealand spotty), 2678 nucleotides long. RefSeq names its product checkpoint kinase 2 (gene chek2). The record is from RefSeq and is a predicted model, not a curated record. Gene Ontology annotation, biological process: mitotic DNA damage checkpoint signaling; protein phosphorylation. The transcript is spliced from 14 exons. Lineage: Eukaryota; Metazoa; Chordata; Actinopteri; Labriformes; Labridae. The coding region runs from base 142 to 1851 and encodes 569 amino acids. Gene Ontology annotation, cellular component: cytoplasm; nucleus. Gene Ontology annotation, molecular function: protein serine/threonine kinase activity; ATP binding; protein binding.
AGCGUCACGUGAUUCAGGCGGAAAAAAUUCGGUGAACGUUUCCUCUGCGAUCCUGAAGAGUCCAGCACACGUGUCCCCCUUUCCCUGCAGGAGUCCGGUUUGUUUACCUGCAGAGACCGGGAGGAUCCACCGAGCUCCAGGAUGUCUGAAGAGAUGUCCCUUGGCGGGGAGCAGCCCCAGUCUGCCUCCAUGUCCUCAUCCCAAGCCCAGGCAACCCAGUCCACUCUGUCCCCAUCCCAGGCGCUGUCCACCCAGUCCCCAACCCAGUCCAAGUCCCAGUCCCAGACCGGUUCCAGCUCCUCCAGUGGGCCUACCUCAGCCAGCCAGUCGUCCAGCGGCUCGGGGACACUGAGCAGCGUGGACACCCUCCCUGUUACCCUGGCAUCUGUCCCAGAGGAGCCGGAAGUUCAACCCUGGGGCCGCCUGCUGCCUAUGGCGCGAGGCUUCAGGAGCCACGACUGCGUGGAGGAGCAGUAUCUGUUUGGACGGGACAAAAAGUGCAACUAUAUCCUGGGUGAUCCAGACGACAUGACCUCGAAGAAGUUCAGGAUAUACAGCAAGAAGCACUUCAGGAUCUACAGAGAGGGAAACGAGGUGUUUGUGACGGACUACAGUAACAAUGGGACGUAUGUCGACGGGAACCUGGUCGGCAAAGACAAGAAGCUUCCUCUCGUGAACAACGCCGUGCUCGCUCUGUCCGAACCCCGUAACAAAGUCUUCGUCUACAUCGAUCUGAUGUCCGACAACCAGGCCUGUUUACCCAAAGAGCUUCGGGAGAAAUACGUGCUGACUCGGCAGAUCGGCACAGGUGUGUGUGGCGAAGUCAAAUUGGCCUUCGAGAGAUCCACGUGCAGAAAACUCGCCGUGAAAAUAAUAAACAAGAAGAACUUCCAGUCUGAAGGGACGGCGACACGGAACGCAGAGACAGAGAUCGAGAUUCUGAAGAGGGUGGACCACCCUUGCCUCAUAAAGACAGAGGACUUCUAUCAGACGGAUAACAGCUACUUCAUCAUGUUGGAGCUGAUGGAGGGAGGGGAGUUAUUCCACAAAGUGAAGUCCCAGCAGCAGCUCCAGGAGUCCGUCGCCAAACUCUACUUCUACCAAAUGCUGAGAGCCGUCCAGUAUCUCCACAGUAACGGGAUAAUUCACAGAGACCUAAAGCCAGAGAACAUCCUCCUGUCCUCACAAAACGAUGUCUGUCUCAUCAAGGUGACUGAUUUCAAUCAGUCGAGAAUAUUGGAGGAGGCGAUGUUAAUGAGGACUCUGUGUGGGACUCCGUCCUACCUGGCCCCCGAGGUCUUCACACAAGCCUCCACCACAGGUUACGGUCUCGCCGUGGACGCAUGGAGCCUCGGAGUCCUGCUCUUUGUCUGUCUGGGUGGUUAUCCUCCAUUCCAUGAAAAUUUCAGCGCUAAAACGAUUAAAGAUCAGAUCAUUGGAGGAGAAUUCACCAUGGUGCCGUCCAAGUGGAAACAGGUCUCUGACCAAGCAAAGGACGUGGUGAGGAAGCUGCUGGUUGUUGAUCCCAGUAAGAGGAUGACGAUUGAGGAGGCUCUGCAGCACCCCUGGUUACAGGAUGAGGGGAUGUUGAAGACGGCUCACAGUCUCAUGUACCCCGCUGAUGAGGUCGCUGCAGGUGAAGUCACUGCAGGUGAGGUCGCUGCAGGUGAGGCUGCUGCAGGCGAUGUCGCUGAUGCUGUUCCUGCUACUGCUGCAGUGGCUCAAAAGGAGGCGGAGUCAGCGUCAAGAGGCCAGGGGCGUAAACGAGGCAGAGAUAAGGGAGACCACGAGGAAGAAGAGGAGGGACAACCAGCCAAACGGAGCCAAGCCCCGCCCCCUGCCCCCCCAUAGAGGACCAGUCUUAUUCAAAAGCAAAAGGAGUUUAGCUGCCAGUUGAUUAAAAAGUGGGUCAGUACGAUGUUAUAACAAAUUUUUUAUGUUCGUGUUGAAAUGUCGUACCUUUUAUUUCCUCCUAUUUGACGUAAAAUUAUGUUUACCUCACGAGAGAAUCACGUUGUUAUCAUUAUUAUACGAUAUGUUUGAGUUCUUUCUCUUUCACACCUUUACCUCUGCACAUUUAAGACUUCACAGAGAUAGGAGGAAAGCAAGAUAUCUCACUCAAAGUCAUUUAGAUCAUCACUAAAAACACACACCGUACGAUCAUGAAUACUACACUGUACAUUUUAAAAAUUCAUAGAUGUUAAUCAAAUUGCAAAAAAUAAUUACUUACGCAUCGAUUAUAAGACACUGAUUUUAAAGUGUUUUUGGCUACAUCAUAUUUCUAAGUCUUCAGAACAUCAUAAAGAAUGCAGCCCGAGUCAUAAGAAAUAAAAUACAUCUUUGAAAGUCAUUUUAAAAAUAGAAAAUGCAUUUUUUUUUUUUUUAGCUGAGAUCUGAAGUUCUUCUGAGUGAGACAUCUUGCUUUUGUUGGAUCUUUGUUGCUGUACUGUUCGUCAAAUGUUCACGUAAUUACAGAAAAAGAGAAGUGAGAUCUUGGAUUGAAAAGAGUUCCUGUUCAAAUUAAAGUUCUGUUCCGUAAAUUAAUUAAGAAAUACGUUGAAGUUGUUUUAUAGUUUUAAGUUGUAACAUUUUACUGAUCCAUUCUUUUGGCAGCUUCUGUCCUGAUCACUACUGAAAGGUUGUAAAUAAAGUUUCUAUUAAAGUUUUUGUAUUUUUCA